This is a messenger RNA of Gaeumannomyces tritici R3-111a-1, 1010 nucleotides long. RefSeq lists its product as hypothetical. The transcript has 2 exons. The record is from RefSeq and is a predicted model, not a curated record. Bases 321 to 881 code for a protein of 186 amino acids. Gene Ontology annotation, molecular function: magnesium ion binding; holo-[acyl-carrier-protein] synthase activity. NCBI's taxonomy places the organism in Eukaryota, Fungi, Ascomycota, Sordariomycetes, Magnaporthales, Magnaporthaceae.
UUCCAUCUGUUGAAGUCCGGGAAUGAUGCCAUGAUGAAAGCAUGUUGUGCUGACUGCCCUUCUUCUUGCAUGACGUCACUCUCACCUCAGCUGUCGUCAGAGCCAGUGCCCUCGCUUGUACCCUGAUGGCCAGCACCAGCCCGGCGGCAGCAGCCCCACAUCGGUCCGCGAUGGUGGGGCAACAAACCCAGACCUUUUCCAUGCAUGUUCUCACUGCGAAAAUCACACGAAUCAAGUGAUGAUGGAACAUUCUCACUCUAUCGUGGACACCAACCAACCACUGCCUCGACACCAUCAUCGAGAAUGACCCCCCAUCCCAGAUGCCGCCCCGGCCCGUCGUCAAGUUCCCCCACUCCAUCUUCGUGGGGACCGACGUCUGCCGCAUCGCGAGAGUGCGCAGGAUCCUCGAGACCGCCGAGAAGCGCGAGCCGUUUGUGAGGCGCGUGCUCGGCCGGGGGGAGGAGGAGCGGGCCAGGAUCGACCCCAUCCUCGGCCGGCUGGCGGAGGAGGAGAAGAGAAAGGGGGAGGGCGAAGGGGUGUCAUGCCUCGCCGUCGCCGUCGCGUCGCUGCUUAGGCUAGCGCGUCGGCCGUCGCCGGCUGCGAGCUCCCCUGAGCGGCUGCAGCUGUUGGAUCAGGCGGCUGUUCAUAUGGCUGGAAGAUUCGCCGCAAAAGAGGCCAUCAUCAAGGCCCACCCGCACCUGCCCAAGCUGUCGUUCGACCAGAUCCGCAUCCGCGCCGGGCCCGACGGCGCCCCGGCCGCCGUGGUGACGCCCGACGGCCGCGAGCCCCAACAGGCCCGCCUCAGCAUCAGCCACGACGGCGACUACGCCACCGCCGUGUGUCUGGGCUUUGAGCACAUCCCGGGAGAGGGGGAGGAGUAGUCCGGGGUAUACUAAAGCUAAGCUCGACUAGCAUUUGGCCCUGGCGAGGGUUAUCAGCACGUAGGUUACCUCUGUAAAUAUCGUCCGGAUUAUAUAUAUAUAUAAGAUUACGCAUCAUCCUCCAACCAA